AACAAUUCGCACCGAUGCACCGCGCGAGUAUUGGCUAUACAGUCGGUGUUGGCUGCGGACGGACAGACACGCAAUGGUAGCAUUAACGCUGACAGUUGAGCGGUGUACGUGAACGUGAGUGGACGUUAAUGCUACGCCGGUUUGAAGUCGUUUAGUCGUGCAUUCGAGCAGAUACAAAACGUAAGUAUCUGCGACCGUGUUUUUUUUAGAUAUUUCUCGUGUGACGAUUAGUCAGUCGUUGUCGACGAAGUCGCGCCGCGUCGUGUAUAUGUGAAGUGUGAAUACAUGCAUAGGCAACUUAUAUGGAAGUGAGUGUGUUUGUUUGGUGGUUUGUUUUUCACCGACCCACGGUUCGAGGGUGAAAAGCGAAAAACUUGUUUGAAAUACACAUAAUUGUGGACAAGCGGAAGCAGAACGUUACGUUUGUGUUAUAGCACAAUCGGCAAAUUUGCUUUCAAUUUUAUGCCACCCGCUUGCGUCUGUCGCUGCACGUGUAUCGCACAGGCAAACAAAAAGCAAAAGCGAAAACAAAUAUAAACUCCUCAAACUUUCUUGAGCUCAACACAAAAAAAAAAACAGAAGUUUUUCGAGUCAGCCGUCAUUGGAGUCACUGAAGCGUUGUUGUUGUAAUUUGCUUGAUUUUUUCCCCGGUUCGGUUUUUUGCUGCAACUCCAUACGCCCGCUGCAGUAACAUCAUUAAAAAGUUUGCCAUUGAAAAGAAAAGCAAAAACAACAAAUAUAGAAAACGCAACAAACUAAACAACAACAAACAACAGCAACCACCUUUCAAUAGGCAUCAAACUCGUCGCAGCAACUCAAGCGCACUGCGGCGUAACUCUGAUAGGGAAAAAAGUUAUAGACAAAGCCGACAAAAAAGGGAAAAUUCCGCAAAAAGCGUGCAUGCAUACGCUUGCGGGAAAGUGAACGAAAAAAAAGAAAACAGCAAAGAACUCAGCCCCGCAGUCAUCAUCAACUGCCACUGACGGCGAACCAAUAGCUGCUUGAUUUUUCUUUCACAACGCCUGCACACGCUCCCUGUUGCUACAUUUGUAUUUGGUGCUGCAUUCUGCGGAUAAUUAGGCGUGGAGUCAAAUAUGCAUGUUGGCAAUUGUGGUCAUGACGGCGUAUGCAAACAGACAACAAAUAAAAGCUACAACAGCAGCAAAAAAACCACUCAUUGCAACAAAAUUCAUGCUAAAAGCUAUAAUAGUUAAUAGUAAUAACGAAAAUAAAAACCAACCACUUGAUAAGUGCAACUGUGCCGAUACUUGAUUGGUAACAGCAGCGACAACGGCAGCAGCAGCAGCAGCAAAGUGGCAAUAAAAACGUUUAACCAAUCAAAUUAACAAUCAUUAAAAUAUUCAUACAGCCGUGAAUAGUGAAAUACAUACUUAACGCACAACGAACGGUUCAAUGUGUAGUUGAAGAGAGACCACUAAUAAAAUAGUUACAUAGCUUACCUAUACUCAAAAGCAGCUAGAAAAAAGGUUACCAACAUACUUCGAAUGAAGCCUUGGAGUUAUCUUCAAUCAAACCAACACACUCGACAUUAUUCAAUAGCACGGCUCAAAAGCCGAGAACUUAUGUUCAAAAAAGCUGGUAUAAAAUUAUAAAAGCAUAACAAUAAAGUCAGCUAACAAACCAAUUAAUUCAAACCAAAAUCAAAUAAGCGACAAAAAUAAAAAUGUAUCCGAAAAACCUGCAAAACAAGCCAAAAGGCACACCAGCUUGCUCACGAUUCCGGUGUCAUACAAGCAAUAGAUGCAUGCAUACCUUAACCCUAUUCCUCAGUUGUCUGUGUGCUCUUGCCGCGCUAGUGACGCCCGCUUAUGCACUGGCCAACUGUCCGAGUAGUUGUCAGUGUGAUGACGAUACGCUGGUGGUGCGUUGCGGCGAAGGUACACUCGAUGUGCUACCCAUCACACUAAAUCCCUUCAUACAGCGUCUGGUGAUACAAAGCAACAAAAUCAAAACGAUCGAUUCAUCGCUGCAGUUCUAUGCAGAGUUGCUGUUUCUCGAUCUUUCCUACAACGAUUUGGUCACAUUGCCACAACGUACAUUCCAAUUUCAACGUAAACUCCAAGAGCUACAUCUAAAUCACAACAAGAUCGGACAAAUCAGCAAUAUGACCUUUGUGGGCUUAACCGUAUUGACGGUGCUUAACUUGCGUGGCAAUCUGCUGGCAGAGCUCGAACAGGGCACUUUUGCGAAAAUGUCAAAAAUAGAGGAACUAAAUUUGGGACAGAACCGCAUCAAUCGCAUCGAUCCGCACGCCUUCGAUGGUUUGGUGAAUCUGCGUACACUCUACUUGGAUGAUAAUACAUUGACUACAGUGCCAGCGCCCAGCAUUUUCAAAGCAAUGCCAAACUUAGCUGAACUCUAUUUGGGUACAAACUCGUUUACGUCCAUACAAGCCAAUGCUUUUAUCGAUCUAAAGGGCUUGACACGUUUGGAUUUGCGUGGUGCUGGGCUGCACAAUAUCUCUGCUGAGGCCUUGAAGGGGCCGGACGGUUUGCGAUACCUAGAUCUGGCUGAUAAUCGCUUACAGGUGGUGCCUACCAAUGCGCUAAGCCACUUAGAGCGGCUGGAAGAGCUACUACUCGGGCAGAACGAUUUUGAGGUGAUUGGUAGCGGCGCCUUUGCCGGCCUCAAGCAGUUACGCAAGCUUGAAAUCACAGGUGCUCAGCGGCUGCGAAGCGUACAAAAUGGCGCCUUUAACGCCAACACCAACCUCGAACACUUGAAUCUCUCAUCGAAUAAAAUGUUGCAGGAAGUGCAGGAAAAUGCAUUGGGUGGGCUGCCACACUUGCGUCACGUCAUACUCAAGGAAAACGAUCUGCGCACCCUAGCUGAGGGCCUGGUACCUUGGUCCGAUCUGCAAACACUCGACCUCUCCGACAACCCCAUUGUCUGCGACUGUCAAGUGCUCUGGCUACGCAAUCUGCUCGUGUCGAAGAACUCGUCUAAUGAUAAGUUGGUCGGGGUAAUGUGCGCCUACCCGGAGCCCAUGCGUAAGGAACCGCUCUCACAGCUCUCGCCCGCCAUGCUCGGCUGCUCGCACAGCGAUUCGAAGCAGCAGGCGCUCAUUGUUGUGGUUGUCGUCGUCACCACGGCCACCAUAACCGGGCUAUCGCUGCUAAUUUACGGCUGCCGGCGGCGCAUACGCGAAACGCUCAAAGGCGGCUGGGGCAAUUCAGCGUUGGGUCGCAAGGAACGCGAAUAUCAAAAAACCUGCUCCGACGAGGAGUACAUGACACGGCAGCAGCAUUCCUGCAGCCUGAGUAUACAGCCAACGAUCCCAUACACCAGCAGCAGCGGUUAUAAUAUGCACCAGACGCAGCCGUAUAUGGGCUCACGGCCCAUACCCGUCACCGAACUAUAGCUAGAAGCACCACCCCCACCUCCAC
Rhagoletis pomonella (apple maggot) is the source of this 3407-nucleotide messenger RNA. RefSeq names its product chondroadherin-like protein. The record is from RefSeq and is a predicted model, not a curated record. Gene Ontology annotation, molecular function: protein binding. NCBI's taxonomy places the organism in Eukaryota, Metazoa, Arthropoda, Insecta, Diptera, Tephritidae.